AUGGCAGUAUUGACUAUCUCUCCUACUUUUAGAUAUCAGGAUUCUGAUAAUGCAAAGGAAUUACUUGCAAACCUCAGCGGUACCGAUAAAGAAAACCGAAGAUGGGUUGCUCGGGAAAUUCAAAACGUUGAUAUACAAAAUUAUGAAAAGUUAUUAAGUGACAAAGCAGUUGUGAAAUAUUUCAGUCUAGAAAGGCCAUGGACGAGUGAUGGAAUUAAGGCUCGAUUAAAGAAUUGGGAAAACCGUUAUAAGGAAGGGCAUCCACAUGGUGCACUUACUAUAUUUGAUGAACAAAAUCAUUUUAUUGGAUAUAUUAUAGCCGGGGAAGGAAAUGAAGAGGGUGUUUCUGAAGUAGCUUAUGUAUUAUCUCAUGAAUAUUGGAAUAGAGGUAUUGGUCAAUCAGCUUUAAGUAAAAUUGUUGAUGAUUGGGGCACAGAAGUGCGUAAAAUUGGUUUAGGUAAAGGAAUUGAGAAAUUGGGUAAACAACAUCAAAUGGUCGAAAAAAGAUUCCAAUGUUUUAAAAAAAAAGCAUUAAAACAGUUUUACGCUUCGGUUAGACCUAUUAACAUUCCAUCCUGGCAUAUUCUUGAGAAAGUUGGUUUUACAUAUGCGAAAUCUGCGGUAGAAAAUGCUGAUGAUCCAAUUGAUUUUAAUAUUAAAGGUUUUGAUUUACCUUCGUUAGAUCAUUACAGUCAACUUGAAUCUUUCAUUGAAGAACUUUACAAAAAGCAGGAGAUAAAAGUUGAUAAGCGCUAUUUUAUGAUUAAUGAUAAUGAUAAAAUAUAUACGUUUAAUAGAAUGUCCGACGGUAAAAUAAGAUUUCAUUAUGAAAAAGAAAUUUGUUAA
Molecule: messenger RNA, 846 nt
Organism: Racocetra fulgida
Lineage: Eukaryota; Fungi; Glomeromycota; Glomeromycetes; Diversisporales; Gigasporaceae
Source: the annotation of a GenBank genome assembly